AUGGAAAAUUCAAAAAUAAGAUAUUUUAAUUUACUAUUUUUAGAAGAAGAUGAAGAAUAUAUUGAUGAUAUGUUAAUAUCAAUGAAAAAAAAAGAAAAUGGGAAUUUUGUUAAUAAAAGAGGAAGAUUAAGAUUAUGUUCAAGAUCUUUAGUGUUUGAACCUUAUAGCAUUAACGACGAUGUAUUAAAGUUUCCUUUUCGAAAAUUAGAAAAUAUAAAAUUAAAUAUAUUUAAAAAUGAAUUAAUUAUAAGAACAGUUGAACUUAUAAAAAUAAAAACAGUUAUAUAUAACAAGAAGACAAGAUGUACAUCUCAAUUUUUAUAUGAAAGACAAUAUAAGAAAAAUGAAAACUUCUUAAAUGAUUAUAAUGAGUACUACGAUGAAUUUAAAAAUAUCAAUAAUGAUAAUAUCGAUAAAAAAAUAAAAGAGUUUGAAAAAAUAUUAAAUAAUUUUGAUGAAUACAACGAUAUUACUCUAACUAAUAAUUUGGAAAAGAAUAGCAUGAACGUAAUAUUAGAUAAAGGAAGUACAAUAGAUAUAAGAAAUAAAAAAAUUAAUGAUAACAAUGAAAACAGUUAUGUGUAUAUAUUUACUUGUGAGAACUCUUCUGGUAUAACAAAAAAGCUAAACCAUAUUUAUGAUAUAUUAAUAAAAAUAAAAAUUGCAAUGUUAAUUCAUGAGAAACAAAUGGAAAUAUUAAUAAAAGAAAAAAAAAGCAAACAAAAAAAUAACUACAGCACUGGUAAUAAUAAUAAUAAUUAUAAUAUAAUAAAUAAAGAUAAUAGAAAAGAAAUAAAUUUAGAAAAAUAUAUAGAAAAUAUAGUAGAAAAAUUAACAAAAAAUAUAAAAUUUGAUAUAAGUAGUAUAAAUAUUCAUGAAAAAAUUAUAAGUAAUAAAAUUGAAGGAUAUUGGGUUUUUAAAGUAUCUCCAUUAUUAAAGGUAAAAGGAAUACUAAAUAUUACAAAUAAAUAUAUUUAUUUUCAACCGAAUCCUAACUUUACCAAUAAAAAAGAAAAAAAAUGGAAAACUGAAAAUAUACUUCAUGUUUUUAAAAGAAUUAUAACUAUGAAACCAAAUGCAUUAGAAAUAAUUUUUUGUCAUGAAAAAAAAAAAUAUAAAUCUUUAUAUGUAGAAUUUAUCUCAUUUGAUGAAAGACAAACAAUAAUAGAUGUAUUAAAAAAAAUAAAACCGCAGUGCUUUUUUAUUGAAGAAAAUAAAGAAUUCAUUUACUUAAUUCAAGAAAAGUGGAUUAAUGGAUAUAUAACAAACUAUGAGUAUCUAGAUUUUCUGAAUUGUGUAGCUGGAAGAAGCAGAAAGGACUUUUCACAAUAUCCGGUUUUUCCAUGGAUUUUAUCUGAUUAUUCAAGUGAUCAAAUAAAUUUAAAUGAUGAAAAGGUUUAUAGAAACUUAUCAAAACCAGUAGGCUGUUUAAAUGAAAGUAGAUUAAAUUCUUUGAUUGAAAAAAUGCAAGAUCAUGAAUAUUUUUACGGUUCUCAUUAUUCUACAUUAGCUUAUGUUGUUUAUUUUUUAAUUAGAUUAUAUCCAGAAUGCCAAUUAAAAUUACAAAGUGGUAAAUUCGAUACACUUUCAAGAAUGUUUUUAUCAAUUGAGAGCACAUUCAAUACAGCUUUAAAUGCUAAUUCUUCUUUUAUUGAAUUACUGCCUGAAUUUUAUGAAGAUGACGACAGCUUUCUUAAAAAUAAUUUAAAUAUCAAUACUUGCGAGGGGAACAUAAAUGACGUUCUUUUACCAAAAUGGUGUAAUAACUCAAAAGAUUUUUUAAUUAUUUUGAAAAAUGCUUUAGAAAGUAAUUAUGUAAAUCAAAAUUUAAAUGAAUGGAUUGAUUUAAUAUUUGGUUAUAAACAAAAUGGAAAACUAGCAAAAGAAAACUUUAAUUUAUUUCAUCCAUUAACAUAUAUGCAUGCUAUUUUAAAUGAAAAAAUAUCAAAUGAAUAUAACGUAAGUUAUGAAAAAAAGAAAACGGGAGAAGAUAGUCAAUUUGAUAAAAAUUUUAAUCAUAAAAUUAAAUCUUUAAUUACAUCUAUGUCACCAAAGGCAUUAAAAACUCAAUUACAUGAAUUUGGGCAAUGUCCAUUUCAAAUUUUUAAAGAACAUCAUUUACCAAAAAAAAAAAUGAAAAAAUUUCAUUUUGAUGAAAAAAUUAAAAAUUUUCCUUGGUAUUAUUCAUGUGUUAUUAAUGAAAUGUUAAAGGAAGAAUGUUUAAAAAAGAAAGAAAAAAAAAAAAAAUCAAAUAAAGAUAGUUACAGUAAAAGUAUCUUAAAUAAUGAAGAUAGUGAUGAAGCUAGUGAUGAAAAUAAUAGUGAAAAUUUUCAUAAGCUUACAUUAAAUAAUGAAAAAAAUAACAUUCUUAUAAACCAAAUAUCACAUAUGAAUUAUGAUAAUAAUCAUAUAAAAAAUAAAAAUAACAAGGAAAGGGAAAAAUAUUAUGAUUAUUUCAAAAGAUAUAAUUGGGAACUUCGCAAAUCAGACAAGAUACCAUGUAUUAUAAAAGGUGUUAGUAAUAAUGAAAGUAAUAUAUGUUUUGCUUGUAAUAACGGAUAUAUAAAAUUAAUAACACACUAUGAUCUACUAAAUUUUGAUAUAAAAAAUAAUAAAAAUUUAAUUUCAUUAAAACUUAGUAACGAAAAUUUCUCAUGUGUAACUACUUUUCUUCAUAACUAUAUUUUCGGAACAAUCAAUGGAAAUAUCCUUUUUUUAAAUCCGAAAAGUAUUUUAAAAACAAAAGAAUCCAUAAGAAACAUAAAAAAGGAUUAUAACAAUGUAGAUGAUAAACUAUAUAAAGAUACACUACAUAAAAAUAAAAUAAAAGAUGAAAUGGGAAAUGUAACGAAUAAAGAUGCUUCUGUUUUUUCAGAUUAUUCUAACAUUUCCCUUGAUGAUUCUGAUAAUUCUUUGUUUUCUUCUUUUGAAGAAGUAUUUGAAUAUGAUUCUUUAUAUGAAAAAUCAAAAAAUGAAAAAAAAAAAUUCUUAUAUAAUGAUAAUAUAUACAGUAAAUUGAUUAUUAAAAAAAUGCACAACGAUACCAUUAAUUGUAUGAAUUCUAAUGAUAAUUAUCUGGUUACUGGUUCAUCUGAUGAAACAUUACAACUAAUAAAUAUAGAAAGCAAUUUUGAAAUUGUACAAACAUACGAUAACUUCAAUUAUCCUGUGAAAUAUGUACAAUUAAAAGGUAAAUUGUUGCUUACUAGAUCAGACAACUUUAAGUUAUUUGAUAUUAGAACACCUAAGAAAACAAUUCAUUUAAAUAACUUAAACAGUAAUAAUAAUAAAAUAUCUUCAAGCAUUUCAUCAAAUGAAUCAAUUCCCUUAAUUAAUAAUGAACAGUCACAUUUAUUUUACAAUUCCAUGCGUGAAAAAGUGUAUGAUGAAAAUUAUAUACAUAUAAAUUACUUUAAUCCCCAAUAUUUAUUUGAAAAAAGAAUAAAAAAAAAUACUAACACUAUUUUUUUAAAGAAUUUUGAUAACAUAAUUGUUUCUUCUCUAGUUAAUGAUUAUACUAUUUUUUGUGUUGAUAAAAAGCACAAUUUUUAUUUUUAUGAUUUAAAAAGUGAAAAUUGGAUUAAUAUAAUUUCUAAAAAUUUAAAUCAAACAAAAAAAAAAGGUGUUAUUUCUGCUUCAUGUAACAAACAACAAUUGUGCUCAAUAAGUGAAAAUGGUGAAAUUUUUUUAGAAUAUAUUAAUUUAUGCGAUAAUUUUGACGAUAAUAAUAAUACUUCGAAAACGAAUUUUUUCGAUAAAAAUUCUUCCAUUUUACCUUCAUAUAUUUCUUUCUUAAAUUAUUACGAUUCAGAAGAAGUGACAAAUUAUGAUUUAUGCAACUGUAUUUUAUUAACAGGAAUAAAUGGAAAUAUAGAAAUUUUUAAAAAAAAACAUGAUUAA
This is a messenger RNA of Plasmodium relictum, 3900 nucleotides long. RefSeq names its product neutral-sphingomyelinase activation factor protein, putative. NCBI's taxonomy places the organism in Eukaryota, Apicomplexa, Aconoidasida, Haemosporida, Plasmodiidae. The record is from RefSeq and is a predicted model, not a curated record. Bases 1 to 3900 code for a protein of 1299 amino acids. Gene Ontology annotation, molecular function: protein binding. The transcript has a single exon.